Aplosporella prunicola CBS 121167 is the source of this 2209-nucleotide messenger RNA. RefSeq lists its product as uncharacterized. The transcript has 2 exons. Gene Ontology annotation, cellular component: trans-Golgi network. The coding region runs from base 140 to 1807 and encodes 555 amino acids. NCBI's taxonomy places the organism in Eukaryota, Fungi, Ascomycota, Dothideomycetes, Botryosphaeriales, Aplosporellaceae. Gene Ontology annotation, biological process: Golgi to plasma membrane protein transport. The record is from RefSeq and is a predicted model, not a curated record.
CGACCUCCUCCGCGUUAGCUAUAGCUGUGGCUGAUCAGUGCGCGUGGGACCCGGCCGCUUUAGGCUUAGUGGCAGGGCAUCCGCGGGGUAGUGUCAUAAGGGUCCCUAGCUGGAGUAUCAUCCCUACAACUCCCCAAACAUGGCGAGCUCAACCCCUCCAGCUGUCCCUAUCGUGCCCGGCCGCUCUCUGGGCUUCAUGCUCCUGGGAGCUUCCAUCCAUGACAUCCUUACCCGCGUCAAGGCCCAACCCUCCGUCUACCCAAAGAUCGAGCUCAUCUACGACCUGCGCUACCCUAUCGCUGCCCCUAUCUUUGUCGCCCUCCCCCAUAACGGCCUGCGUCUGCGCUUCGACGGCCCGGAUCAACGCUUGCGCUUGAUAGAGGUUCUGGACUUCAGCAAGACCCGGCUCAGCUACAAGAAUGUGGAAGUUGUCAAGGCCGCAGAAGCUGGUAUGGGAGGUCUAGGCAAUCCCACGGGUCCAACGGGUCCGCGGUUCCGUCACGUAUACGACAAGUUGCUGGGCCCUACAUAUGCCGGCGAGUUCCUCGCUCCUAAGGACGGUGAUACCAGCGGAAAGGGCAUCUAUGUCUUAUCGUACCCCGGAAUCGCUUUCAACUUCCUCCUUGACGUAUCCGCAUGGUCCGCAGACAAGGAUUUCGUAUCCCUGCUUUCCUCAUCUGCCACCUCGGCGGCAAAGUCCAUGGCGAUAUUCGAUGGAGAGUCAUGGCCGAAAGCCCGCGGGACGCUCUUUACAAAUGCACCGCUCAACCCGAGAUCUCUGGAGCUCGCCGCCAAGGCGAACGUGGCGGAUGAGAUAGAGGUCGCCAGGAUGUAUGGAGAAGGCCGGGUCGAGCUCGUUCGGCGUUCCAGCCCGUCGUUCUGGCUCCAGCUGAGUGUGACGAGUCCGCAGCAACUAGUGGAGGAGCUCGGUCCGCCCGAUGCUAUCUACCACAAGAGCGACCGACGUCUAUCCAUCCAUGGACAUGCGCCUGGUAGUUCACGUAGCCGUCGCUUCAGCAACGCGUCUUCGGAUUCAUAUGGUGAGUCCUCCUCUGAGGCCGAUGAGACGCUGUCAGUGGACGCGGAAGGGUCAGAUUCGGAUUCCGGAUCCGGGUCUCCUAUCGAGAGUUCCUCUGUGAUGGACACAGAUGAUACGUCAACCGUAGAGCAUUUCUACAACUACUUCCACCACGGCUUCGACAUUCUAAUCAGCACGCCGGUGGCGCUCAGCGUCCCCUCGCCCACAAGCCCGCACCCGCCUCUAAAAAUAACCCCCGGCUUCCCGUCCUCGAGCCAACGCCUCGUCGCCACCAAGAUCAUCUUCCAUGGCAACAUCCCCGGCAGCUACCCCUUCAACCGGCACCGCCGCAGCCGCUGGACCCUUGAGCACGUCCCAACAGAGCAGUACAAGGACGCGCUGACGAGCGAGAUGCCCUUCGCCGACAUCCAGGGUCGGCUCAAAGAGGCAUUCAAGAGCACGUACGCCAACGAGGACGAGGAGCGCUCCCUACAGCGCAGCAUGGUGCUCAACCGCGGGUGGGGCGACAGCCCAGGCAGCAGCUGCGAGCUGCUAGGCGGGUUUGAGGAGGGCAGUCGGCCUGGCACGGCGGUGGGUGUGGGUGUGGGUGCAGGCGCGGACGCCGCCACCGCGAAGCACAGUGCUGGUGCUAGUGCCAGCGUGAUUGGUGCUGGCGGCCAGAAACAGCUGGUGGAUCAUAAUUUCGGCAUCAGUGAGCUUUAUGGCUUUCCGGGCCUGAUUUUCGAGGUGUUGAAGAAUGGUACCGUGAGCGCGUUGACGGUUUAUUGAUCGUGAGGGAGGUGGUGCCAGGUGUUGGGGAUGGGAUGGGGUGUGGUGUGGUGUGGCAUGCUGUUUUGAUCUGGGGUUCUGCGGCGUUUUUGUGAGAAAUGGAUGGGAUGGGUGCAAUAAGCACCUAGGGACGUACAUACCCGGUGCUGGGAUGUGGGCGAAAGGGAUGUUUAUUUCGACUCGCAGAGAUAUUUUUCUGGAGAGUUCAUGAAGUAUGUCGGGAAAUGGGAAUCGCGCGGGUAAUGACAUGGUAUGGGAGUAAGGCCUGUAAUGAAAGCAUCUAGACAUUGCGAAUGAGUAACAAGGUAUGAUACCUUUGCUCUAUUGAGCCUUGUCUGCUGGAUGUUAUAUGGUAUAACGUCCGUCACCAUCAACCGACAUUCACCAUCUAGCGAGAGAGGG